Molecule: messenger RNA, 5798 nt
Organism: Manduca sexta (tobacco hornworm)
Lineage: Eukaryota; Metazoa; Arthropoda; Insecta; Lepidoptera; Sphingidae
Product: mitogen-activated protein kinase kinase kinase 4
Exons: 41
Coding region: 1-5676 (1891 amino acids)
Biological process (GO): MAPK cascade; protein phosphorylation
Molecular function (GO): protein kinase activity; ATP binding
Source: RefSeq, a predicted model, not a curated record
AUGGACGGUGUUAAUUUGAGGAAGAAGACGCGGAUUCCGGCAAUGUACGACUCAGAAGAUAGUUCUGAUGACAUCGACACCCGGGACGUUAUCGUUCGUCACAGCCGGUCUUCGUCGAAGGCGCUGCUAGCGGACGCGGGCGAUGGCGCCGAGGCGGACCUGCUCGGCACCACGCCGCCACGCUCCAGGAUCAGGAACAAGGAGAAAAGGAACUGUUCCAGCGACACCCGGGACGUUAUCGUUCGUCACAGCCGGUCUUCGUCGAAGGCGCUGCUAGCGGACGCGGGCGAUGGCGCCGAGGCGGACCUGCUCGGCACCACGCCGCCACGCUCCAGGAUCAGGAACAAGGAGAAAAGGAAAAACCUGAUAGAUUGUGGUAUGACGAGCUACGGCGUCGGAGCCACGAGGACGUUUCGGGAGAGGAAGGACCCAAUGGACUUCACGUCGCCUUCCCAGAUGCCUCCAGUGGCAGAGCGUCUGAAGAAAAGGGCCAGCUUGAAGCUGAUACGGUCCAAGGAACGAGACUGGAAGCAGCAGGACUCCAGCCAGCGCGAGAUAAAGGAAACCCCACCUGCUGCACCAGCCGUGGCUACUCUGGUUGAAUCAUGCAGCCGGUUCAUGUCGCUCACAUCCCGGCCGAAAUCUGUGGUCCCGGAUGCGCUGGAGGCGGAGGUGGAAGAGCGAAGACCGGACCGGGACAAGGAGCUGCCCGAGGACCGCGUCAACUUCCACAACACCUUCUGCAUGCUCAUCAACAUGGGCAAUAUCGACAGAGGGUGUAAGAGGACUAUCAGCCGAGAAGAGAAGGUUUGGCAGAAUGAGCUCAAAGACCUUAUCUGGCUGGAGCUGCAGGCUCGAUGUUCAGGCAGGACCCUGGCCCAGCAGGACAUGUACCUGUGCAGCGAGAGGAAGCUGGUGCCGGCGCUCAUCAACAAUAUUAUGGAAUACCAAUUCGUGAACACAAACCCUUGUCAAAGUGAAUCAAAACUGCACUUCAUGGGACACCAUGACGAUCUUAUUGAUGAAGACAAAUGUGCAGCUGAAGACCAAAACGCGGGCUGCCUGGAGUUCGACUGCCAGCAGUGCUCGGAGGCGAUCGGCGCCGCGAUGCGCGACGUGUACUCGCUGCUCGAGGCCUUCAACAACGCCGUCGCGCUCUACCCCUCCAGCAAGGCCAUGAUGGCCGACCACCCGCAGAUCGCCACCAAGGCCUUCGACAAUAGGGUUAAGACGAUGUGCCUGUGGUUCAACCUGGCGCUCAACAUGCGCCUGAAGAUGGCGUCGAUGCGCGCCAUGUUGCGCGCGCUGCGGCUCAAGACGGAGCGCAGCCACGCGCGGACUGCCGAAAUGCGCAGGUACCGAGACCAUGCACACGCUACGGAAUCAAACCUGAUAGAUUGUGGUAUGACGAGCUACGGCGUCGGAGCCACGAGGACGUUUCGGGAGAGGAAGGACCAAAUGGACUUCACGUCGCCUUCCCAGACGCCUCCAGUGGCAGAGCGUCUGAAGAAAAGGGCCAGCUUGAAGCUGAUACGGUCCAAGGAGCGAGACUGGAAGCAGCAGGACUCCAGCCAGCGCGAGAUAAAGGAAACCCCACCUGCUGCACCAGCCGUGGCUACUCUGGUUGAAUCAUGCAGCCGGUUCAUGUCGCUCACAUCCCGGCCGAAAUCCGUGGUCCCGGAUGCGCUGGAGGCGGAGGUGGAAGAGCGAAGACCGGACCGGGACAAGGAGCUGCCCGAGGACCGCGUCAACUUCCACAACACCUUCUGCAUGCUCAUCAACAUGGGCAAUAUCGACAGAGGGUGUAAGAGGACUAUCAGCCGAGAAGAGAAGGUUUGGCAGAAUGAGCUCAAAGACCUUAUCUGGCUGGAGCUGCAGGCUCGAUGUUCAGGCAGGACCCUGGCCCAGCAGGACAUGUACCUGUGCAGCGAGAGGAAGCUGGUGCCGGCGCUCAUCAACAAUAUUAUGGAAUACCAAUUCGUGAACACAAACCCUUGUCAAAGUGAAUCAAAACUGCACUUCAUGGGACACCAUGACGAUCUUAUUGAUGAAGACAAAUGUGCAGCUGAAGACCAAAACGCGGGCUGCCUGGAGUUCGACUGCCAGCAGUGCUCGGAGGCGAUCGGCGCCGCGAUGCGCGACGUGUACUCGCUGCUCGAGGCCUUCAACAACGCCGUCGCGCUCUACCCCUCCAGCAAGGCCAUGAUGGCCGACCACCCGCAGAUCGCCACCAAGGCCUUCGACAAUAGGGUUAAGACGAUGUGCCUGUGGUUCAACCUGGCGCUCAACAUGCGCCUGAAGAUGGCGUCGAUGCGCGCCAUGUUGCGCGCGCUGCGGCUCAAGACGGAGCGCAGCCACGCGCGGACUGCCGAAAUGCGCAGGCAACCAUCCGACCCCCCUCGAGAGUGCCAAGUGCGGUUCACGACUCCCACGGACUCGAGCGGAAGUGACCUCAGCGCCCAGUCCGACGUCACUAAGGAGGAAGACAAGGACAGUGACCACAAGGAGGGACGGGACGAGGAUGAAGUCGAUAGCGGGGUUGAGAGCACUAGGACGAACGAGGCCGCCACGACGCCCGAGAUCGUGGUGUCGUGCAGCGCGUCGGAGUACAGCGAGGCGGAGUGGGCGGAGUCGCGCACGCACGGGCCGGCGUGCCUGCACGGCGACGGGUUCGACCUGGGGCCGCUGCACGACAUCACGCAGCUGCAACUGCUGGACCGCUGCCGCGUCUCCGUAUACAGAGAACACCAUCGUGAGAUCUUGAAGACGCAAAGCGUGCGUCGUUGCAUGAUGUUCAUCGCCAAAAUGAAGAAACACAUCCUGAGCAAAGUCCAUCUCACUCUGGAGAAACCAGAUAACUUGAGCAGCGACGUGUAUUCUGAAGACGAAAAUGUAGUAUUCGGUGAUGAUGACGAGAACGAAGAGUCGCUGCAGGACGAGAGCGCAAAAGAAGCAUAUGAAUUGAGGCGGUAUGGGUGCUGGUCCAAAGAACACAUUGCCAUGAGGUUGCCGUCCUAUCGAUCUCACUUUCUGCUGCUGAGCAGCAUCUGCAUGGAGGCCGUCCACGACUACCUUUCAUUUAGGCUGGAAACGCGGCCGGAGAAUCCGUCCUGUUUAACUGUUAAACAGUUGAUCCACGAGCUGAAGGAGGGUCUGGACAUCUCGUCGGACAUGCGGCUGGAGUGGGUGCGCAACGUGGAGGCCAGCGUGGCCGACGCGCGCGCGCUGCAGCCGCGCCACGUGCGCCAUCUGCGCACGCUGCUCAGCAUUUUCGACCACACCGCCGGCGACGUGCUCAAGCAAUACCUGUCGUACCUGCGGAUGAUGUCGGAGACGGAGCAGCUGGCGCGGUCGUGGCUGCAGGCGGAGUGGGAGUUCACGGCGCGCCUGGCGCAGCGCACGUGCAGCGCCGCCAGCCUCGCGCCGCAAGCCUUCACGGACAUAGCGUGUAACCAGCUCAACAGGGUACACAAAUCACUCCAAAAAAAAUUCGAAGAGUUAUUGGACGUUGAGAGCGUGGAGGCCGACAGCACCAGCAGACACACGGUGUUCGCGGCGUGCCGGCUGGCGCAGAGCAUCUACGCGGGCGAGCGCGAGGCGGCGCUGCAGGCGGCGCAGUGGGCGCGCGCGCUCGCCGCCCGCCUCGCGCGCCUCGCCGCGCACGCGCCACACGCCCCGCACGCACACCUCGCCAUGAGGCAACAGAUCUUCGAGAGCCUGAUGACAGUUCGUGACUUCGUAGUAAAGAACGUGCACGAGAUCCUGAAGAAAAGCGACGCGCCCGUGACGGACGAAUACUUCAAAGAGUUGGACGAGAGCGUCAGCGGGCGCGUGCGCGAGCUGCUGCUGCAGGUGUUCAAGGUCGGCUUCGAGCUGGACAAAGAGCUGUACAAGUAUGUGCGCGCGCCGUUCAGUGCGUACGAGGAGCGCGAGUCGCGGCGGCGCCGGCCCGCGUCGCUGCAGCCGCCGCGCCCGCCGCCCGUGUCGCGCCGCCGCCGCCCCGACACCGUGCUGCUGCACGAAUCCUUCAACCCCAUGAUCCACAAAGAGCUGCAGAGGUUCGUGAACGACGCACCUCUCAGCCGACCCUCGGUGACCACCAACGCCACUCGUAGCCACUGGGCCAAGCUCAUUCGGUCAGAGAGCGUGGUGGAGGAGAAUGAAGUCAAUGUAUUCGACGCACUCAAUAACUUCGGAGAAAAUCAGACUCAGUCCCGCAUAGAGGCGCUGCUGGUGGGCGUGCGCGCGCCCGCGCCGGCCGACUCCCACGCGAGCGCCGGCGACGCGCGCGUGUCGGGCGAGGAGCGGCAGUGGGCGGCGCGGGUGGCGCGCGCCGUCAUCGAGUUCGCGCGCUGUUGGAUGGACUUCGUGGUGCGGCGCUGCGACCGGGGCAGGGGCACGCGGCCCAGAUGGGCGAGUCAAGGCCUAGAGUUCCUAACGUUGGCCUGCGACCCCUGCAACACUAAGCAUCUAAGCGAAGAGGAAUUUAAGGAAUUAAAACAGCUGAUGGACGGAUGCAUCUCCCACGUGAUUGGGUCGAGACCUCCGCCCGCCAAAUCUCCAGAAGGACCAGCACCUUCGCCACGACCUCGACACCGUCUACAUAGUCCCCUGCCAUCGUCCUCGUCACUUAAAGACGUGAGUACGCCCCCAACACCGCCUGGAGAACGGGAACCUUCGCUCGUCUUCCUAGAGAGAGAUCCGUCCUCGUACCAGCGUCGCGUGUUGUCGGCCGUGACGCGUAUAGAGCAGCGCCGCGAGCGGCAACUAGUCGAGAACAAGCGCGUGGGCCGCGUGCUGGAGCCCGCCGUCACUCCCUACGAGCCCAAACUCAGGCAGCUCACCUUCAAGUGGCAGCGUGGGCUCAAAAUCGGUGCUGGAGCCUUUGGCAAGGUAUACACGGUGGUGAACACGGAGAGCGGCCAGCUGCUCGCGAUGAAGGAGCUGAGCGUGGGCGCGGGCGACCGGCGAGCGCUGCAGCGCGCCGCCAACGAGCUGCGCGUGCUCGAGGGCGUCGUGCACCCGCACCUCGUGCGCUACUACGGCUGCGAGCUGCACCGGGAGGAGCUGCUGCUGUUCAUGGAGCUGUGCGUGGAGGGCUCGCUGGAGGCGCUGGUGUGCGCGUCGGGCGCGCUGCCGGAGCCGGCGGCGCGGCGCUACACCAAGCAGCUCGUGUCGGCGCUGCACGCGCUGCACGCGCGCAACAUCGCGCACCGGGACGUCAAGAGCGGCAACAUCUUCCUCACGAACGACGGACACUGCCUCAAGCUGGGUGACUUCGGAUGCGCCGUCAAAAUCCGCGCCAACACCACCGCGCCGCACGAACUACAAGGAUUCGUCGGCACGCAAGCGUACAUGGCGCCGGAGGUGUUCAUGAAGAACAGUCACGGACGCGCCGCCGACAUCUGGUCGCUCGGAUGUGUCGUCACUGAGAUGGCUUCCGGAAAGCGCCCAUUCCCGGAGUACGACAACUACCAGAUAAUGUUCAAGGUGGGCAUGGGAGGACGGCCCGAGAUACCCGACACGCUCUCCGAGGAGGGACAGCAGUUCUGCGAGAGUUGUCUCACGCACGAGUCCGACCAGCGGCCCACCGCUGCCGCUUUGAGUCUUCACUCAUUCCUAAUGGUAAAGUCGGACGACGACUGCCAGUGCGACCCGGGACACCUGAUCUCGUAACGCGUAGCGCCGCAAUUACAUGUUAAUAUAAUGUAAUUAAUAUUUAUCGACGCUUCAAUAUUUAAUAUGCAACUAUGAAAUGGCAAUGUAUCUAGGUGCAAUCAAUAAAUAUUUUUGUUUUA